This is a messenger RNA of Helianthus annuus (common sunflower), 738 nucleotides long. RefSeq lists its product as uncharacterized. The record is from RefSeq and is a predicted model, not a curated record. Lineage: Eukaryota; Viridiplantae; Streptophyta; Magnoliopsida; Asterales; Asteraceae. Bases 1 to 738 code for a protein of 245 amino acids. The transcript has a single exon.
AUGGUUGCGGAUACGGUUAAGGUGGUUGAUGGGGCUGUUACUUUGGUUUGGGAUUGGUUGGGGAACCCGAGCUCAACAGAGGAGUUGGAGCAGCUGCAAAAUUGCUCUAAUCUUUUGUUUUCUACAGGUUACAAUGAACGGAGAGACAAGUGGCUAUGGAAAGGAUCCAAAGAUGGGAUGUUUUCGGUUGGUAGUGUUCAAAAAGAGCUGCAAAUAUCGAACCAUCAUGUAGGCUUUUAUGCUCAUGAAUGGUGCAAAUGGAUUCCAGCGAAAUGUAACAUUUUUGCGUGGAGGGCGGAAAUGGAAAGGCUCCCUACCAGAGUAGAACUGAGAAAAAGGAAGAUCAACAUUGAAAACGAGCUCUGCGUUUUUUGUGGAGUUCAAGAGGAAACGGCGAAUCAUCUUUUCACGGGAUGUGCAAUGGCUGCGGGUGUUUGGCAAGCUGUAUCUACAUGGUGCGGUAUUCCUCACAUUUUUGCAUUCACGGUAAAGGAUUUGAUGGAAAUGCACAAGUUGAUUCCUAUGUCGGCUAGAAGAAAAGAAGUCUUACGAGUAGUGAUUAUCAUAGCUUGUUGGAGAAUUUGGAAGGCGAGAAAUGAGCGCAUCUUUGAAGAUAGAAAGUCGAGUGUGGCAGAGAUAGUGGCGGAUUUGAAGGCCUUGGGGUUCCUUUGGUUAAAAAAUAGGCAAAAUUUUGUAUGCGUAAAAUGGAAAGAUUGGUGUAACUUUCAGUUUGUGUAA